Messenger RNA from Hemisphaericaspora subhashii, 1047 nucleotides. RefSeq lists its product as uncharacterized. Bases 1 to 1047 code for a protein of 348 amino acids. NCBI's taxonomy places the organism in Eukaryota, Fungi, Ascomycota, Pichiomycetes, Serinales, Debaryomycetaceae. The record is from RefSeq and is a predicted model, not a curated record. The transcript has a single exon.
AUGGAAUCAUCAACAUUAUCAUUAAGUAGUAGUAGUAUUAUUGGUAAUAAUAAUAAUAAACAAAUUGAAGAUGAAUAUAAAUUAACAUUAAAACAUUUUAAGAAUAAACAAUUAAUUAAAUCAUUUAAAUUAAUUUAUAAAUUAUAUAAACAAUCAUUUAAUCAAUUUAAUAAUCAAUUAAUAACAGAACAAUUGUUUAUCAAGAUUAUUAAUUUAUAUCUUAUUGAAAUUGGUGUAUUAUUAAAACAACAACCACAGGAUGAAGAUAAAUAUCAAUGUACCAUAGCAAUUAAUUCAAUUACUAGUAAUGAAUUAUAUAAUCAAUUAAUUAUGAUUUAUGGUGAAGAAUUUAUUCCUAAUGAAAUAUUAUAUAAUUAUCAUUUAAUGUUAAUUACCAAUUAUCAAUUAUUAAUUAAUGAUAAAUUAAAUUAUUUACAAGAUUUAAAUCAAAUCAUUAAUAGACAACUGAAUACUUCAAAUGAUAAGUACUUGAAUAAACUUAUUAAUCUAAUUGUAUUUGAAAUAUUACCAACUUUUGAUGAAUUUAAAUUAGCUGAACUGAUUAUUAAUUCUUCAAAUAUAUUCAAUGAACAAUCAUUAAUUAAAUUAAAUGAAAUUAAACAAAAUAAACAAAAUAUUUUAAAACAACAACAACAAGAAGAACAGCAACAACAGAAACAACAACAACAGGAACAAGAAUUACUUAAACAACAUCAAGAACAACAACAAAAACAACAAAAUUUAAAAUAUAAAUCAUUAAAAGAAAUUCAAAAACAAUAUCAAUCACAGACAAGUGACGGUUCUUCUUCUAUUAUAAAGAAUAUUGAAAAAAGUCCAAUUGAAGUUAAUAAAUUACAUCAAUUAUCAAAUAAAUUAAAAUAUCUUAUUAAUUUAUUAAAAGUUUAUAUUAAAGAUAAUUCUUUAAUAAUUAUUAUAAUUAUAAUAAGUUCAUUAAUAAUUUCAAAAUUUAUUAAAUUAAAUCGAACCAAUAUUAAACAAAAAUUAUUAGAUACAAUUAAAAUGGCAUUUAAAUUUAGUUAUAUAUAA